This is a messenger RNA of Ooceraea biroi (clonal raider ant), 1895 nucleotides long. RefSeq names its product Branched chain keto acid dehydrogenase E1 subunit alpha (gene BckdhA). The record is from RefSeq and is a predicted model, not a curated record. Gene Ontology annotation, molecular function: oxidoreductase activity, acting on the aldehyde or oxo group of donors, disulfide as acceptor. Gene Ontology annotation, biological process: branched-chain amino acid catabolic process. Gene Ontology annotation, cellular component: oxoglutarate dehydrogenase complex. NCBI's taxonomy places the organism in Eukaryota, Metazoa, Arthropoda, Insecta, Hymenoptera, Formicidae.
AAAUAUUACGUGCGAUAAAAAAAUUACUAUUAUAAAAGUAACGUGAAACAUUUUUGGCCGGAAAUUACGUCAUACUGCUUAGAGCAGAAGGCUACAGGCUUACUACAUCUAUUGUAGACCCGGCCUUACACAUACGAAAAAGGCUGCGAUCUAAUUAAUAAUUCAAUUGCUUCGGAGUAUAUUUUUAUCCUUUUUCUUUUUUCAAGUAAAAAGAGGGGAAGAUAAUCUUUUGAAGCGCUUGUAGCGCUAAGUGGACUACACUUACGUAUGAAAGUGAAAGAGGAACAAAGAUGGAAACUUGAAAGCGUAGAAAGUGGAACUUUAACGUGCAGAUACACGUAUAAAUACACGUGCUCAGUGAGCACGCGCAUUUGAUAUGCGUGUACAUGCUGACGUAUGUUAUCAGUGGGUUAUCAGUGGGUUCUCAUCAUGCAUGUUGAAUAAUUAUAAAAGCCUGAUGUAAAUCGAGAUUACGUGUAACGUGUUACGUGGAUUGACGUGCAAUUUCUUUGUUGUUGAACCUUUGUUUUUAAUUGAAGAUGAUUCUCAAAAGUUUAUUGCAAAAACUCCCGCGUGUUCAACGCGUUCUACUCCAGGUAAAACAGUACAGUAGUGAGACGAAGGAGCCUCAAUUCUUGGGCAUUAAUAGUCCUUUCACCAAUACCAUCCAGUUUCGCAACAGCUAUAAAACUAUUCCGAUAUAUAGGAUUAUGGAACCGUUGGGAAAUGCUAAACUACCUGAAGGCGAAAAGCUAGAUGAUGCGCACCUGUUGAAAAUGUACCGCAGCAUGGUGACUUUGAGCUUAAUGGACAAGAUACUGUACGAGUCGCAGAGACAAGGCCGCAUUUCAUUCUACAUGACGAACACCGGCGAGGAGGCUGUGCAGAUCGGUUCCACUGCCGCUCUAACUCUUAAGGACAUGAUUUACGCGCAAUAUCGCGAAGCCGGAGUAUUGCUGCAUCGUGGAUACCCGUUAGAAAAGUUUAUGGACCAGUGUUACGGCAACUGCCACGACGACGGAAAGGGCAGGCAGAUGCCGGUACAUUACGGCUCUAAAGAGUUGAAUUUCGUCACCAUAUCAUCUCCGUUGACGACCCAGCUGCCACAAGCCGUAGGAGCUGCGUAUGCCUUUAAACUGGACGAGAAAGACGCGUGCGUGACUUGCUACUUUGGGGAAGGUGCGGCAAGCGAGGGCGACGCUCACGCGGCCUUCAAUUUCGCGGCCACUCUAUCGUGUCCCAUUAUUUUCCUUUGUCGGAAUAACGGAUACGCCAUCUCCACGCCGGUCUUCGAGCAGUUCAAGAGCGAUGGGAUCGCCGCCAAGGGCCCGGCUUACGGAAUUGACACCAUCAGGGUGGACGGUAACGACGUGCUCGCGAUGUAUUACGCCACGAGGAGCGCCAGAGACUUCUGCAUAAAGCAGAAGAAACCAGUCUUGAUCGAAGCUAUGACUUAUAGGAUUGGACAUCAUAGCACGUCGGAUGAUUCUACGGCCUACCGAUCGGUCGACGAAAUUACUGAGUGGAAGACUCACGGACCGGUCACCAAGUUUCGUGUGUAUCUCGAGUCGCUUGGAUUAUGGUGUAACGACAGGGAGCAGCACUUGAUAGAUUCAACCAGGAAAGAAAUCCUUUCCGCCUUUGCGAAGGCGGAGAAGAAGUCCAAGCCGCACUGGAAAGAGCUGUUCACGGAUGUCUACAAGGAGAUGCCCGGUCACAUCAAGAAACAAAUGAGCGUGAUGGAGAAACAUCUGGAGGAAUUCAAGGAACACUAUCCGUUGAGUUCUUUCGCGCCGGCAAAGUAAGAAAGGGAGAUCGCUGCUCAAAUGACAAUUUUAUACUUUCUCCUUUUAAUAAUAAAAUCUUAAACGUCUAAGAUACUAUACACAAGCAUC